AUGACGAACGAAACGGAGGGCGCCGACAAUGACGUGGCAGAGCCAACAGUAAGCGACAUGAAGAGUCGAUUCUUGAAGAGGAGAUCGAAACAGAACUCAGAAAGCGAGUACCAUCCAAGUCAUAAGAAAAGAUCUCUCGCAAUAAUUCCUGAUCACGUAGAGGGAGUGUCUUCAGAAGAUGAUAGAGAAUAUCUAGUCAUGGCUUCACCUACAGAACAAUUAGACGAACGAGACCUCAGUCGACUGAAACAGGCGACUACUCAUUUACCUGAUGAUGUGGUGCUCCAAGUGCUGUCUUUCUAUGAAUACGACGUCGACACGACGAUAAAUGUUACUCAACAAAUGCACAGUCCGGAUAUGAUGCCACAACUUGUUAAGGACUUCGUCGUGGCGAAUAUUGCAAUCGAAAGACACGAACGUCUGCGAAAAAACCACCAACUCAAAGAGUUGUACUUCAAAAAACAGCUGAAACAAUCAGUCGAUACGAAGACAAUCAUCGAUUUUUAUUACUCGGAAAAGAACAAACUGCAUGGAAAUUGGCGGCUAAACACAGUUGAUGAAAUAGAAACACCUGAAGAGAAGGAGCGGAUGGAAGAAAGAAUGAAGGCAACUGGGUUGAGAUUUGUGACAAGAGAACCAUCUGUUCCAAAGCAGUCAAUCAAAUCAACUCGGUCAUCAGCACGUGUCAAAUAUCAGGAACAAGAAGUGAAUGGUUCAAAUGGCACUCCGGAAACGAGCUCGUCCUCUAGUAGUGAACCAUCAGAAGCUGGCACGUCUUUUGCUACACCAUCCACGAGUCAGCCACGAAUCAACUUGAGGAUUCGAUUCAAUCCGGCGAAACUGAAUUCUUCGAAUCCUGGAAUUACUAUUUCUACUUCUCCACGGUCACCAGUAUCCGAAUCGCUACCAUCAACUUUAUCGGCGCCGCCUUCAGCUUCGGUUACUACUAGAUCAGCAUCAUCGUCCCCAAAAAAGAAAAGAACGUAUUCGAGACGGUCGCUUGAACAACAACGGAAUGGUCCAAAAAAGACAUAUCCAACACGGAAAUCACGGGAUUAG
Messenger RNA from Caenorhabditis remanei, 1059 nucleotides. RefSeq lists its product as uncharacterized. The transcript has 5 exons. NCBI's taxonomy places the organism in Eukaryota, Metazoa, Nematoda, Chromadorea, Rhabditida, Rhabditidae. The coding region runs from base 1 to 1059 and encodes 352 amino acids. The record is from RefSeq and is a predicted model, not a curated record.